UGAUAUCGUAAGCUCAAUAUGCAGCCGGGGUAUAACUCGAAGAGUGCGUUUCAACCCGUGAGGAACACUGGAGGGAACAACCAACCUGGUCCAUCAAAUUCAAACAUCUCAUAUCCACAAAUGUCUGGGUAUGCGUUCCCUCAGAAUCAGUUUUAUAAUGGUCAAUACACUGCAGCUGAUCCGGCAUCUAGUGGCCAGCAAUAUCCGAUGAAUUAUUCUAACUCUAAUAUGCAAUAUAACCAGUAUGGCGUAAAUGGUCCAAGUGGAUAUUGGAAUCCUAAUACUGCACAAAAUAAUAGUUUUAAUCAACACUUGCAGCCUCCAAACGUUGCUCUUACAACGCCUUCCCUCAAUAAUAAAACAGCAGGGGAAACUGAAAGUAAUAUCAAUAAAUCGCAAACAAUGAAUUCGGAAAGCAGUUUGAGCUCAUCUCCCGAGCAUUCCGCCAGUGAGAGUUCGCCAGCUGGAAGUGGUGUCGAAGGUGGUGAUUCAGAAUCAGCCGAUUCGGACACCAUAAGCGGAACAACAAAUCGAUCAGAACAUGUGAACAACCAGCAGUCAUCAGCUCCUGUGCCUGCGUAUAAUCCCCAUUCAAUGAGCGCUGGAGUGAACACCACUAGAUCGAGUGUUCUGGGUAAAAGACCAACAAACACUCCGGGGACAUACGCUUACCCUACUCCGACAUGGCAACAGUCGCGAAAUUACGCACCGAACCCCCAAGUGCCUCCACAACCCCCAGUCCAAUACAACGGUGUAAAUCAAUCUGCUCCCUAUCCAGGGCAAUAUCAAUCGAGCGGCCAAACUGGAUUCCCUCAGCCUCUCCAACAACCUACACAUUACCCAGGAGCAGGAAUGCAGACUCAGUUUUCUAACAUGUCAAUCUCACCACAAAACAGCUUCAAUAAUCAGUCCAGCUCACCCCAGCCUGUUAAUUUGCUAGCUAAUCGACAUAUACUACCCUCCAAACCUCUGCAGCCAAUAAAUCCUAAGGUUCCAGAGCAGUACAAAGGACUGAACUGUGAUCCGACUGUAUUUAGAUGUACCUUAAAUGCAAUCCCGCAAAAACAGGAAGAAAUAACGAAAGCGAAGUUGCCCUUCGGGCUGCUAAUACAUCCUUUCAAGGAUCUUCAAAACCUGCCUGUUAUACAGUCGCCAGUCAUCGUGAGGUGCAAAUCAUGUCGAACGUAUAUUAACCCGUUUGUCUCAUUCAUUGAUCAGCGGAGGUGGAAAUGCAACAUGUGCUUCAGAACGAAUGAAGUGCCGAGCGACUUCUUGGUAAACUCAAACGGAAGAGUAGAAGAUGUGACAAAAAGACCCGAAAUUCGAAAUGCUACCGUCGAAUUUAUUGCUCCUGGAGAUUACAUGCUGAGGCCACCACAGGCGGCGCUUUACUUGUUUCUUCUGGACGUCACGUCUCAAGCAAUAGCCACCGGAUAUCUUGACAUAGUGUGCUCAGUUUUGAAGAAGAAUAUUGCUAAUUUACCCGGAGAUGCUCGUACUAAAGUCUCCAUUAUCUGCUUUGAUUCUUCAAUCCAUUACUUGGCUGUGCUCGAAAAUCAAGAUAAAGCUCAGCUGCUUUCUUUUCCGGAUAUUGAUGAUUUGGAAUUGCCAAGACACGAUGACCUUUUGGUGAACCUGAGCGAAAACAUGGACAAAAUAUCUAAUCUGUUAUCUAAGUUACCCGAAAUAUUUCGCAAAAAUGUUCAAACAAGAAGCGCAUUGGGAUCAGCGCUUAGUGCGGGACAAAAACUUCUGGCCAGCACUGGCGGUCGUAUUACAGUGUUUCAAUCAAUUCUCCCGACAUUAGGGCCCGGAAAAUUGAGCUCCAGGGAGGACCCCAACGAACGGGCAGGAACUGAUGUGAAAAAUUUGAAACCGGCGACUGAUUUCUAUAAAUCAUUGGCUCUAACUUGCAGUGGGAAUCAAAUUGCGAUUGAUCUGUUCGCGGUCAACACUCAGUACAUCGACAUGGCCUCUCUGAGUGGCAUGUCUCGUUUUUGCGGAGGUUGUAUCCAAACGUUUCCGAACAUGCUGCCAAAGUCGCAACAGGCAGAACGACUCGAGAAAGAUUUCACGCGGUACUUGACGAGGAAAUUGGGAUUCGAAGCUGUGCUGCGGGUUAGAUGUAACAGAGGACUGACAGUUUCGGAUUUCUUUGGCAAUUUUUUCGUGAGGUCAACUGACCUUCUGGCAUUCCCGAAUGUGAACCCGGACGCGGGAGUGGCGAUGCGGGUCCGCAUUGAGGAGAACCUGACAUCGGCCAGCCACUGUUGUUUCCAGGCAGCUCUGCUGUACACUAGUACAAAAGGAGAGAGGCGAAUAAGAGUGCAUACUCUGUACCUGCCUAUGGCCAAUAGUGUGCAGGAUAUUGUGGCGUCGGCUGAUGUCGAAGCAGUUUCCUGUUUUCUGGCCCAAAUGGCCGUGGACCGCAGUCUUGACUCGACAAUUUCCGAUGCCAGGGACGCCCUGCUAAAUGCAGUCACAGAUUGUCUGGCGGCAUACCGAGCAUCGUUGCCUGGACAUGCCUCAAUGGGUACCAUGUUGAUUGCCCCACCCUCUCUCUCCCUCUUCCCACUCUUUCUCUCGGGACUCCUGAAGAGCAAAGCUCUCCGAGUUGGAUCGAGUACGAAACUUGACGAUCGUCUGGCAGCCAUGAUUGACAUGUUAUCCAUGCCAGUGUUUCACGUGAUGCAUAUGAUUUACCCUCCAAUGUACCCAGUACACAAUAUUCAUCUACAGCCUCUAAUGGGAUCUGAUCCAAACGAGACGCCCACCAAUGCCAACCAGGAGACCGUCUUCAGCUUCGCAGAGGGAAAAAUCCCCCAGCCUCCCCAACUUCAGUUGUCUGCAGAGAGUUUGUCACGUGACGGAGCAUACCUUCUGGACAAGGGCACUCAGAUGAUCCUUUUGGUGCGAAGUCACGUAUCAAUGAACUGGUGCAUGAAGGUCCUGGACCUUCCGAAUCCCACUGGCAUACCAUCUGGAGGAUUGAAGUCGCUGCCUGAGUUAGACAACACUGUGUCAAAUGCCCUCAGAGCUUUCAUAUUUUCCUUGCUGGACUCGAGGCCAAACCACGCACCCAUCCUAAUACUCAGAGACGAUGACCCCAGCAAGGCUCUGUUUUUCGAGAGCCUGGUAGAUGACAGAACUGACGGCAGCUCAUCCUACGUCGAAUUCCUGCAACACAUUAACGGCUCAAUUGAGAAGAUGAAGAAGUAACCCUAUCGCUCCCCCUCAAAAAACCAGUUCCGGCUGACUGAAGUGUAAUUUAAAAUGAUGUGACCAGCCACUGAUUACGAGCAGGUUAAUUCGAAACAUAAAAUGGUGCUAUGGAUCAUUUCGCGGUUUAUAGGUUUUCACUAUGUAAUCAAUCCUUCAUUUAAAUCCUUAAUUGUUGUAUUUCACGCCAAGGAAUUGUGCUCGAAAAAAUUGAUUUGAGCUCUAAAUUUAUUUUAAAAAGCUAAUAAUCCAGUUUAAGAUGGAGUAAUGAUGUUAAAAUGUUGUUCAGUUAAGAGGAGCGAAUAAAUAAAUUGAAAUUUCCUUGGAUAUUCGAUAAUUAAAGUAGCAAUUAUCUUUAUAUAAUCAAUGACAAGCAAACUGUGCUCGGUAAUGUAUUGUUCGAUUCUCAAAAAUUUAGUAUAUUCCAAUUCUUUUUUUGAUUUGAUCCUCGAUUUUAUAUAACCUCUAUUUCUUAUUUCCGCUGUAUAGUAGUCAUUCGGAAAAUGGAAUGGGGCUGGUAACACUGUGUAACAUACUAGCUGUUGACCUUUAGCUAUAAGGGCUUAGAAGGCGUUACCCGUCUUCAAUAAUGAUUGCCUUUCUGGUGCAGUUUAUUUCACGGCUGGGGAAAUCUUGCGCGAGUUGUUCCGAUUAUUAACAUUUCUUGCUCUAAAAAUACUGGUGUCCUAAGUAAUUGCAAUCUUUAACUUAAACCUUCAAAUUGCUAUGUUAAUGGAUUCAUCUUAUGCUGCGUGCGUUGAGGGUAAUACUGUGCUUUCAAUGUGAAGUGGAUAGCUGCUGGUAAUUAAUUUCUCCAUUCACGAAAAGAUGUUUACGAAUUUUCUGAAUUUCAAAAUUUUCCAUAUUA
Messenger RNA from Symsagittifera roscoffensis, 4087 nucleotides. RefSeq names its product protein transport protein Sec24B-like. Gene Ontology annotation, molecular function: SNARE binding; zinc ion binding. The record is from RefSeq and is a predicted model, not a curated record. Gene Ontology annotation, biological process: intracellular protein transport; endoplasmic reticulum to Golgi vesicle-mediated transport; COPII-coated vesicle cargo loading. Bases 19 to 3219 code for a protein of 1066 amino acids. Gene Ontology annotation, cellular component: endoplasmic reticulum exit site; COPII vesicle coat. The transcript is spliced from 13 exons. NCBI's taxonomy places the organism in Eukaryota, Metazoa, Xenacoelomorpha, Acoela, Convolutidae.